Molecule: messenger RNA, 1086 nt
Organism: Leptopilina boulardi
Lineage: Eukaryota; Metazoa; Arthropoda; Insecta; Hymenoptera; Figitidae
Exons: 4
Coding region: 1-1086 (361 amino acids)
Source: RefSeq, a predicted model, not a curated record
AUGGGAAAGUGGGGUAAAUAUUUAAAGCAUUAUAAUGCUAAAUGGGAAUCCGAAGAAGAACUCAAAGGUUGGCUUACUGCUUCGUCUGAAGAGGACAUAGCAAAUGGGAAACCAGAAGCAUUUUGUAAAUUGUGCAAUUGCCACAUUCGUGCUCAUCACGGCGAUUUGAUUGCGCACUCGAAACGUGUAAAACACGUGGAGCGAGAGAAGGCGCUUAACAGGAAACAACAGAAACGUUUGCACAAUUACAACGUUGUCAUUGAAGAUAAAGACAAAAUUUUAGAAAUAAAAUUGUCUGUCUUCGUCGCGCUGCAUUGUGCCGUCAGAGGUGUUGACCAUCUUUGCGAAAUGCUAAAACUAAUCGCAAAAGGAUCCCCGCAGCUGGAAAACCUUAGGCUUCAUCGAACAAAAUGUUCAACGUUGUUGGCUAAUGUGAUUUCCCCAGUGCAAUUACAAGAACUCAUCAGUGACAUCGGAGAUUGUCCAUACGCUCUAAUAGUCGACGAAUCGACGGAUGUUUCGGUAACGAAAUUUAUGGGUGUAUGCGUCCGUUAUUUCAGUUUGAACCAUAAGAAAAUGGUCACCGAUUAUCUGGGAAUCAUCAAGGUUGUCAGUUGCACUAGCGAAAAUCUGGCCAAUGCUCUAAAGAAGUAUCUUUCUUUAAUUGGACUGCCUUUCUCUCAACUGUAUGCAAUUGGCACCGAUAGUGCCACCAAUAUGUGCAACACUUUCUAUGCUUGUUUGAAAAGAGAACUUACGCAUUUGCAAUUAAUUCGAUGCGUUUGUCACAGUCUUGACAAUUGUUCCAAAUAUGCUAACAAAACUGUCCCCAAUCACCUUGAAUUUAUUCUCACAGAAACCUAUGACUGGUUUUCUCUUAGUUCAAAACGACACGGAGAAUAUGAUGAAUUUUUUAAGGAAAGACAUGAUGGAAAGUCUCCUGCAAAAUUGCAAAGCCUGUCAAAAACGCGCUGGCUUAUAUGGCUACCUGUUUCAUCUGUCGUCUUAGAUCAAUGGGACGAUCUUCGUGAUUUUUUCGUGCAAACAACAGCAUCUCAGCCUCAGGAUUUUAAGCGAGCACUUUAG